Ostrea edulis (European flat oyster) is the source of this 960-nucleotide messenger RNA. RefSeq lists its product as uncharacterized. The coding region runs from base 1 to 960 and encodes 319 amino acids. Lineage: Eukaryota; Metazoa; Mollusca; Bivalvia; Ostreida; Ostreidae. The record is from RefSeq and is a predicted model, not a curated record. The transcript is spliced from 3 exons.
AUGUCUCAAAAGACAAUCAGUGAGAUAGAAGGAGGGACGGGGACUCUGCGUCCAACACCGUAUUCAGGAGGAUUGACAGCAAACGUUGUCAAACUAGGUCACACAGCCAAAUUUACAGAAUCAAAUGGUUCACAAGCAGAAAUGCUAAAUUUCAGUCUUGCUGAUGCCACAGGAGCUAUUUUGGCCACCAUAACGGAUAAGACACAGUUCAGGCAGAUUAAAGAAGGAAAGACUCUACUGAUUAGAGAUUUCAUCGUCAAAAAUGGUAAAAUUGCAUUGUCCGUAAGAACUAAAGUCAUGACCAGACCAGACAUCGUGGUUCCUGAUGAACUGGAAGAGAAAGCCAUCCAGCUGAUCCUGCCACCAUCACCUGUCAAGAGGAUUGGGGAAAUAAUAACUUCCCCUCAGAAAACUAUAACAACAAUUCAGGGACAAGUCAAAAAAAUUGAAGCAACAAGAAUUGUGCGAGUAAGUGGAGUGGAUACUACAAUUAGAACCAUUUACUUGGAACAGGAUGGAAACUCCAUUGACCUUACUCUUUGGAGGGAACUUGCCAGUAAGGAUCUCGCAACUGGGCAAUUUUUGGGUGUAUCGCACUGCCUUGUCAACGAAUGGCAAGGAAAUAAAAGUUUGAACAGUACGAGGAACUCUACAAUUGAGGUGAUACAGCCUUUAGCCACAACAAUGACUGGAGAUGUUGAGACUCUAUCACUUCAGGAGUUCUCUAUUGAAGUGGCAGUGAAAGACCAUAGUGGAAAAUACAAGGACUUCACAAUUGACUUGGAUUUAAUGACAAUUUUAUUUCCUAAUGUUGCAGAAAUGAAUGACAAUGAAAAAGAACAAUACCUUCUUAGCAAAAUUCCGAUUAAAGUGAAACUCACUGUUGUGGGUAGAAAUGUUUCAGAUAUAGAAUUGAUUGAUGAUCAGGAGAGUGCAGCUGAGAUGGAACUUGUCCUGUAA